ACAGCCCUGAGUGAGAACAUUUCAACAGGAGUCAACUUUGGGCGAACGUAGCUAGCAGCUCCUCCGCCUACUUCCAGCACCGUGGCCGGCUACUGUAAGACCGUUUGGGCUCUUUUGGACUUUUAGCCUCGUACUAUGGAGCUCGUCCGGGUAUUUCUGUGCGUCCUGUCCGUGUUUGUUUCGCUCUUAUCGGACAGGUUAGUGGUGCUGGCUGCCUUCUCCCAAUCUCUGGACAGCGACUUCACUUUUACUCUACCCCCCGGUCGAAAGGAGUGUUUCUACCAGACCAUGAAGAAAGAUGCCUCCCUGGAGAUUGAAUAUCAGGUAUUAGAUGGUGCAGGUCUCGAUGUAGAUUUCUAUAUCUCCUCUCCUUCUGGCCAACUGUUGUUCAGCGACUACCGCAAGUCAGACGGCGUUCACACCAUAGAAACCGAGGAUGGAGACUACAUGUUCUGCUUUGACAACACAUUCAGCUCUGUUUCGGAAAAGCUCAUCUUCUUUGAGUUGAUCCUGGACAACAUGGACACAGAAGACCCAGAUGACUGGAAGGAGUACGUGCACGGGUCAGAUAUGCUGGAUAUGAAGAUGGAAGACAUUAUGGACACCAUCAACAAUGUAAAGGCUCGGCUGGGGAAAAGUGUGCAGAUCCAGACACUGCUGCGAGCGUUUGAGGCUCGCGACCGUAACCUCCAGGAGAGCAACUUCGAGAGGGUGAACUUUUGGUCGGUGAUCAAUCUCAUUGUGAUGGUGUUGGUGUCCGCGGUUCAGGUCUACCUUGUCCGCUCGCUGUUCGAAGAUAAAAGGAAAAUUCGCACAUAACACCGCCUGAAAUGGAGGCAGAAACGGAGAAAAACUAACACACUUGCCCACAAAAAUCUUUGGGAUUUUUUUCAGCUGAUCUCCUGACUUGUGACUCUCAUAAUACAAGAUUUCAAUGUACACACACUUAUGCACAGACACCAACUACAGACACCGAUUAAGAAUUCAUUCACCACACUUUGGUCGUCAGUCCACUGGAGUUUGAAAGACAGCAGGAAUCCAAGAACGUAUAACUGUCAGCCCCUCUACAGGCAACCUCUGUCUCUUUGCUACAGGAAAAAAAGGUCUCCAAGUCUCUCUUUACAACUUGUUUCUUGUUUUAUUGUCCUCCCUGGCUGCUGUAGUUCUUUACUGACAGUGAUGUUACAAGCGCAUUUAUGAUGGGACUAUUUUUCUAACAGAGUUACCAUGGAACUGGCCAAUUGCAAAGAUGUCCGUUUUUGUUUGGAUGUGUUUUUUUCUGAGUGUUAAACUGAACUAGAUGAAGAAAUUAAGAAUUUAUUUCUGCUUAAAAGGAGUGUGAGGUGCAACCAGUCUGUCCGCAUGUCUUCCCCAUAUGUUAAGUACUUUUAAAAGCAUACCUUUUGUAUGGAUCGGAGUUGCCUUAGUGAUAUGGAUUUAGCUGCUAGCUUUUUGCCAAUCUGUGAGGCCUUUGAAUAACUCUCCCAUUGCCUCAAACACUUGCGUCGUUGCCGUUCUGUCUCACUUUCACUUCCAUGCAAGUACUGAAAAGUCAGGUGUUUAGUCAGAGCCAUGCUGCUGCUCUCUGACACCAGUGGGACCGUGGGGUAGAAGAAAAGGAAACAGGCCGUCUCCAAGUCUCUUAGUGACUGCUGCCCUACUCUCCUCUGCCAUGAUUUGUGGACCUGUUGCCUAAAUGGCUGCUAGCUCCGCUACCCUCCACUGUGAAGACUGAUGACUGCUGGUGGGUGUCUGCUUACAGCCACCAGCCGCCUGCUGUAUGAAGAUGUUGAGCCUGCCAGUCUCUCUAGUGACAGAAGUCUAUUUCUAUCUUACUGACAUCUGGAAGGUCAUUACCACUACGACACUGCACUGCUCAGUUAAUAUGCACAAGCCAUCCACUGCCUUGACUACGUCAGCAUUCUUUUAAAAGCUAGUAUCUGUGUAUUAGCAUUUUUUUAGCCAACAUAGCAAACUGACAUCUUAUCAUUGCACUGCCUCUGAUGCCACAGAACAACAUUUUUUUUGUUUUGUCUAUGUAUUCUUAGUACAUAAUUUAACAUUUUGGGCUCUGUUGUUUUAGUGGGGUCCAGCAGAAAUGGGUCCACAACUUGUCCUGACAUGUGGGAGAAAGAGCACUGAUGAAGAGAUUUUUAAAAACUCCUAAGGAGGAGGAGACUGAAGAGCUCACCAAACUCUGUAAUGAACUCCUACCAAAAGUCCAGAAGGGCUGAGCUCAUUUGUAAAUACUGUAGGUUUUUAAUGACCUCUGCUCUUCUUUAUUGUUGGCAUCCAGAUCAUUUUCUUGUGUCGUGCAAACCAGAGUGUGUUCAUGAAAAACACACAAAACCCAAAGGGGAAACUCUGCUGAUCAAACUGCAUUAAUGCUCUUAACACUUCAGGGCUGGGUUCGGCAGUUAACAAACUCUCAUCAGUUGCUUUUCUAUUAAGGUGCCAACACGGCCUGUGGUUAUGGUUUCAGUGAGUUUUUAUUAAUUUUUUUAUUGGUGUUUACUCAGCUCCUUUCUUGAGACCUGGCCAGGAGCUCCAUCUUCUAAAUUUUGCCCUGUGCCGUAAGAUAAAGACAAUACAGUGAGUUCACGCCUUCGUAGUUUACACCGCCUUACGUUGGAUGUGCGUUAAACCAAACUCUGAGUAGUGUGAUUGUUUUCAAUGUCUUCCCAUACUGUAUGUGCAUUUGUUCUGUGGAUGCCUGCAAUAAUAUACGAUGGAUGGUUGUGAGAAGCGAUCACCUCCUGCCUCAGUUCCAGUGCUUAUUCCUUCCUUGUUUCUCUGUCCAACUGAUGUUACUGUGUUUCUAGUCUUGAAAUAUAUGUUGAGAUUGUGUCUUAUGGAAAGUCUUACGGAUUAGUAAUAAAUUCAUUUUCUGAUUUAUUUGAAAGCGCUUUCAAAAUUCUACAAAAAUUAGACAUUUUUUAAAGAGUAUUUCUACGUUACUGAAAAGGAGAUCAUAUGAAACAGCCACGCUGGUUUUGUAAAAAAGUUUUUACAACCAUAAAUGAUCAGUGGAAAAAGAAGGAAUGUGACAUAUUUAUUCAGCUAAUGUCCUGUAGAUGUAUAUGUGUAUAAAUUAAACAAUCAUGUUUUUCUGA
This is a messenger RNA of Acanthochromis polyacanthus (spiny chromis), 3113 nucleotides long. It is a transcript of the gene tmed5, whose product is annotated as transmembrane p24 trafficking protein 5. Gene Ontology annotation, cellular component: endoplasmic reticulum-Golgi intermediate compartment; endoplasmic reticulum; COPII-coated ER to Golgi transport vesicle. The transcript has 4 exons. The record is from RefSeq and is a predicted model, not a curated record. Bases 136 to 819 code for a protein of 227 amino acids. Lineage: Eukaryota; Metazoa; Chordata; Actinopteri; Pomacentridae. Gene Ontology annotation, biological process: Golgi organization; intracellular protein transport; endoplasmic reticulum to Golgi vesicle-mediated transport.